AUGUCAAAAAGUUGGGUCCCCCCACCAUCAUUAGACAAAGAGACGAGUUACAAAGAUUGGAAAAAAGAAGUGCAAAUAUGGCAAGCACUGACAGAAUUAAAGGCAGAAAAACAAGGGCCAGCUAUAUUCAUGGGCUUAAGAGGGAAAGCUAAAGAAUCAGUUCUAGAAUUAGACAUUGAACAGAUAAGUGCAGCAACUGGAGUAAAAGCCAUUACUAACAGAUUGGACAAAAUAUAUUUAAAAGAUGAGAAUCAAACUGCUUACCUAGCUUAUGAAACCUUUGAAAAAUUUAAGCGACCGCCUGAGAUGAGUAUGAAUGACUAUCUUAUAGAGUUUGAACGGUUAUACCAUAAGAUCCAAGGACAUAAUAUGGUACUUCCUGAUGGAGUGUUGGCAUAUAGAGUUCUACAAAGUGCCAACCUUACACCAGAGCAGCAACAGUUAGCAAGAGCAACUUUAAAUGAACUACGGUAUGAUGCAAUGGUACGGCAGUUAAAGAAAAUAUUUGGGGAUACGGUGGCCUCAUUAGGAACAAAUACUGAAGUAAAGAUAGAACCAGUUCUUCAGGCAAGUGCAGAUACAAUUGAGCAAAAUUACUUCACUCAAAGAGGGGGAUAUCAACGCUCAAGGUUUAGAAGAGGAAGACCUGCAACUGCUUCAAAUCAGAGAUAUGCAGGAAGAAAAACCAGACCCAACAAUAGAAGAAUGAAUCCAUCCGAUCAAUCUGGAAGCCCAUCAAGAUGCAAUAUUUGCCAAUCUAUAUAUCACUGGGCUUCAAACUGUCCACACUCUUAUGAGAACCAGGAACCUGUUUAUCUGGAGACAGAAAUUGUCCCAAACGAAAUUCCUUUGUUACUGAGUCAAGCUUCCAUGAAAAAAGCAGAGGCAGUUUUAGAUUUUAUCAACAAUUCGGUUACAAUGUUUGGAGAACACCAUCCUUUAAAAUUUACCACUACAGGUCAUUAUUGCAUACCUUUGAACAACAACAUAAUAGAGAUGGAUGGAAAGAAACAUGACCACUUGUUACCCCAGGUUGCCUUUGUUUGUGCAAGUACAAAAUCAAGAAAAAGUAAGAUUAUCAAACUUCAUCGUCAAUUUUGCCAUCCAAGUGCUGAAAAAUUAAAAUCUCUCAUCAAAGCAUCUAAUUCCUUCUUAAAUGACCGAAGUGAAGUUAUGAAAGUCAUCGAUGAAGUAUCAAACUCUUGUGAAGUGUGCAUCAAAUACAGAAAACCAAGACCGCGCCCUAUUGUUGGCUUACCAAUGUCAUCAGAAUUUAACCAGUGUGUGGCUCUAGAUCUUGUGCAACUUUCGCAAUCAUUAUGGUUUAUCCAUAUCAUAGAUGUUUUUACCAGAUUUUCAUCAGCAAAAUUGACAAAGACGAAAGACAAAGAUGUAAUAACAGAUAUUAUCUUUGAAAUUUGGUUAGCCCGAUUUGGUCAACCAAGGAAGUUUCUAGCUGAUAAUGGUGGAGAAUUUGUUAACAAAGUGUAUGAAGAAAUGUGUGAGCAGUUUAACAUAGAGUUUUCAACAACUGCAGCUGAAAGUCCUUGGUCAAAUGGACUAUGUGAACGACACAAUGGUAUGAUUAAGGAAAUGCUGAAAAAAAUUAUUGAAGACACAAAAUGUACACACAAUCGGGCACUAUUCUGGGCUAUAAGUGCAAAGAAUUCUUUAUCAAACAACAAGGGAUUCUCACCAAAUCAACUUGUUUAUGGUAAAAAUCACGACUAUCCCUGCAUCCUCACUGAUCAUUUGCCAGCUAUGAAUGACACAGUUUCAAGCAAAACCGUGGCCCAUAACCUUGCUGUAAUGCAUGCAUCACGAAGAGCCUUUAUAGCGGCAGAGUCUUCUGAGCGUAUACGAAGAGCAUUGAGACAUAAUGUUCAGUGUUACAAUGAUGAGCGAUAUAUCAAUGGAGAUAGAGUUUUUUAUAAGAGAAAAGACAGUGAAAAAUGGCAUGGACCAGGCACUGUAAUUGGACAGGAGAAUAAGCAAGUCCUUGUAAAACAUGGUGGAAGUUAUGUUAGAGUACACAUGUGUCGCUUGCAGAAGUUGGACCAAGUUUUGCAUUCACAGAAACCUUUACAAGACACGGAAAGGAGUACUGAAGUGACAACUACACAAGUGAACAAUUGCAUUCCGCUUGAACGCGAUGAUGUUUUUGGUGAAUAUGUUGGUGCAGAUGAUUUUGACAGUAACAAUACAGAAGAACCAGAAAAUGAGAAAACAACAAAUUUACAAACAACAAAAGAAACAACAUCAGACGGUGCCUCAAUGAAUGAAACAACAACACACAAGAUAUCAACAAAUGAAAUCACAACCAAUCGAAAUGUUAGCAAUUCGUCAACAGUCCAAGGAAUACCAAAGUUGAAGACAAAAAUCAUUUACAAGCUAACUCCCGACAGUGAAUGGACAAGGGGAUUAGUCCACAGCAGAGCAGGAAAAGUGAGCAGAAAAGGAAAAGAAGGCAGACAGUAUGGUAGCUGUUUAAAUGUCCAAAAUGAAGACACAGGUGAAAUAAAUUGGUUAGAUUUCAAAAGAUGUGUGAGUGACUGGCAACCUGUUGUUGAGACAAACGAAACUGAAGAAGUACUAUUAUCGACACAAGCAACUGUUACAGAUGAGGUCCUAAAUGCAAAGUAUAAAGAAUUAGCCAAUUGGGAAGACAACAAAGUUUUCUCCACCAUAGAAGAUAAGGGUCAAUCUCCAAUAUCCACAAGAUGGGUGGUCACAACAAAGAAUAUAGAGGGAUACAAAACAGUUAAAGCUCGUUUGGUCAUAAGAGGUUUUGAAGAAGAAGAGGUCAAAAAUCUGACUAAGGACUCCCCAACUUUUUCAAAAGAAAGUCUUCGCAUUGUACUUACGAUGUUAGCAACCUAUGAAUGGGAAUGUCACACCUUAGAUGUCAAGACGGCAUUUCUUCAAGGCAACCAGAUUGACAGAGAGGUUAUCAUAAAGCCCCCAAAGGAAGCAAAUACAACAGGUGUGCUCUGGAAACUAAAUAAAGUUGUAUACGGCCUUGCUGAUGCUUCAAGAGCUUGGUAUCUACGUGUGAAGGAAGAGCUAAUCGGCUUGGGGUUGAGAAUGUCUUUAUUUGAUGAAGCAUUAUUUUAUUGGAUUCAAGAUGACUGCUGCCAAGGACUGAUUGUAAUACAUGUUGAUGAUUUUCUAUGGGGAGGAUCCCAUGAUUUUCAAGUGAAGGUUAUUUCGCCUAUCAGAGAAACUUUUCUCAUUGGAUCUGAAGAUUACUCCAAUUUCAAAUAUGUUGGUGUCAAUAUACAACAAUCUAAUGGUUCAAUUAACUAUGACCAAAAGAACUAUGUGGCAGGUAUGGAACUGGUCAAGAUUCAAAACACAACAGACAGACAUCGUCAACUAUCACAUGAAGAACAAUCAAACUUCCGAUGUAUAUGUGGGCAACUAAACUGGAUGUCAUCGCAAUCAAGGCCUGACAUUUCAUUUGAUGUGUGCCAACUAAGCACAAAACUAAACUGUGCAGUAGUUGAUGAUGUCAUGAGAGCCAAUAAAGUGGUAAAGAAGUUGAAAUUGGAUCCCAACAUUUCCUUGAAAUUUUGGAAACUUAAGCUUCCAUUACAACUGAUCUUAUAUUCUGAUGCUUCAUUUGGGAACCUUCAAGAUGGCAGCUCUCAAAGUGGAAUUUUUAUUUUCCUGAAAGGUGUUGAGAAUCUUAUGGCACCUAUCACAUGGCAGUCUAAAAAGAUUAAGAGAGUUGCGCGUAGCACUCUUGCUGCUGAGACACUAGCUCUUGUUAAUGGUAUUGAUACAUGCAUAUGGGUGAAGAAUGUGAUAAAUGAAGUGUUGAAUACUAAUCUAGAAGGCAUCUUAUGUCAUACAGAUAACAAAUCAUUGUUUGAAGCUGCCCAUUCAACAAAAUCUUUGGAAGACAAACGGUUAAGGGUUGAUAUGGCUUCCCUAUCGACAGAGUAUCAAUCAGAAAGAGAUUGA
Messenger RNA from Hydractinia symbiolongicarpus, 3966 nucleotides. RefSeq lists its product as uncharacterized. NCBI's taxonomy places the organism in Eukaryota, Metazoa, Cnidaria, Hydrozoa, Anthoathecata, Hydractiniidae. Bases 1 to 3966 code for a protein of 1321 amino acids. The transcript has a single exon. The record is from RefSeq and is a predicted model, not a curated record. Gene Ontology annotation, molecular function: nucleic acid binding. Gene Ontology annotation, biological process: DNA integration.